Messenger RNA from Monopterus albus (swamp eel), 1379 nucleotides. RefSeq names its product cms1 ribosomal small subunit homolog (gene cmss1). Bases 216 to 1145 code for a protein of 309 amino acids. Gene Ontology annotation, cellular component: nucleus; 90S preribosome. The transcript has 11 exons. The record is from RefSeq and is a predicted model, not a curated record. NCBI's taxonomy places the organism in Eukaryota, Metazoa, Chordata, Actinopteri, Synbranchiformes, Synbranchidae.
AGUCCCACAACGAUUUGACUUUUCCAUAGUGUUAAAACCUAUGGAAACAACAAGACUCUUCUGGGUUGGGUUUGGCGGUUGCUCGUUGACGUUUUAAACAGUAGACUGCAUGUUUUCAACGUGCGGCUGUUGAACACACCCCUAGCAUGUUGUCUCAGCGGUAGAUUUGGAUUGGACGGACUAGGGCUGAAAGAAAAUGGGAGACGACUUGGGUGAUGAGUGGUGGCAACACGUGCAUAAAUCAGGUUUUGCAGUUCAACCAGAAGUGCAAGCAGUGGAUCAAGCUGUCUGUCCUGUCAACCAGAAGUGCUGCUGUUGAAGAUACGUCUGAGGUGGAGGAGGAAGUGGAACAACAGAAACAACCGAGAGCAAAAGCAAACACAAAGACAAGACCGGAGAAGAGGAAGAGGAUAACAACAGAGAAAGCAGUUAAAACCAAGAAAAAGAAUGCACAGAAAUUGUGUGUAGUUCCUCAAAAGAAAGAGGCUGAGGCUGAAGAGUCAACUAAUCCCAAGAAGAAGAGGAAGAAGAAGACGAUUACAGAUGUUUUAGCCACCUCCGAGCCAAAGCCAGGCUCUCCAGUUGACCUGCAGAACCUGGUUACACAGUACUUUUCAGACAAGCGCUCUGUGAUAGAGCAGGAGGAGCUCGAAUUGCAGGGCUCCUGCUUCCUGUCCAGUAAUGACUUGACACACAGCCUCUCCUCUUAUCUCAAACAAAUUUGUCCCAAAUGGGCAAAGAUUCAAAAGCAGCACACAGAGAAGAGUUCGGUGGUUCUGCUCAUCAUCUGUAGCUCCGCUCUCCGUGCCAUCGAGCUCAUCAAGCAGCUGACCACCUUCAAGGGUGAAGCCAAAGCAGUGAAGCUUUUUGCAAAACAUAUCAAGAUAGAGGAACAGGUGAAGCUGCUGCAGAAAGGUGUCACACACAUUGGAGUGGGGACACCUGGCAGGAUCCAUGCUCUUCUUGAGAAAGAGGGUUUGAACUUGCAGGCAUUGAGAUACCUGGUUCUGGACUGGAACUGGAGGGACCAGAAGCUCAGAAGGAUGGUUGACAUUCCUGAGGUCAAACUGGACCUGAUGAAGCUGCUAGAGAUUGGUAUCCUGAAGGGCUGCAGAGAAAACAAAAUCAAAAUUGGACUUUUUUAACUGCAUGUUGUAAACUUGAUUCUGAUUUGCAUGAGGACUUGAUGUUUAAAACCACACACUGAUGUUGUUGGCAUCAGUGCCGAGGGGCCUCAUCCUGUUUGUUUUCCCUUUUGUGUUCGUAUGAAACCUGUGCUUUUAUUUUCCUUGUCAAACGAGUGGUGCUGUUUGUUCACUCUUGUAGUCCAACACCAUGACCCAUAGAUUGAUGGAUUGAAUAAACAGACUCAGACUGAA